Caenorhabditis briggsae is the source of this 450-nucleotide messenger RNA. The transcript is spliced from 4 exons. Bases 1 to 450 code for a protein of 149 amino acids. The record is from RefSeq and is a predicted model, not a curated record. NCBI's taxonomy places the organism in Eukaryota, Metazoa, Nematoda, Chromadorea, Rhabditida, Rhabditidae.
AUGGUCCUCUCAGUGUUUAUUUAUUACCAACUAGCAUUUUUCAAAUUUGGUGGAACUCGAAAUAUGAUAAAAAGCCGAUAUUUCUAUUCAUCGAAAGGACUGGAUCUGUUGGUGACGAAUUUGGAAGAACGAGUUAAAUUGGAUCUGAAAAAAUGCCGAGGAAUUAUCAAUGACGUCAGACGGAUGGAACUCCCAAGGCAAAAAGCAUUCACUGCUUUCCUUGGCAGCUCAUUGGAUUCACAAAGAAACAUUCCAGCCAUGUUUCGCAGUACUUGGAAGCAUGCCAAGCUAAUCACAAAAAAUUUGGACAAAUUCAAUAUUGAUAAGAGCAGUGUUGUUUGUAUAACUCGCGAUGGGGCGACUACGAUGAGCUCUUUAUGCUCAAAUCUGAACAUGAAAAGCAUUCACUGCUAUGCUCAUCUUCUACAGCUGGUAAACUUUUCUUACUAA